Colletotrichum orchidophilum is the source of this 1476-nucleotide messenger RNA. RefSeq names its product fluconazole resistance protein 1. The transcript is spliced from 4 exons. Gene Ontology annotation, biological process: transmembrane transport. Bases 1 to 1476 code for a protein of 491 amino acids. Lineage: Eukaryota; Fungi; Ascomycota; Sordariomycetes; Glomerellales; Glomerellaceae. Gene Ontology annotation, molecular function: transmembrane transporter activity. The record is from RefSeq and is a predicted model, not a curated record.
AUGUUGUGUUCAUCUUCGACAAUUCACGAACAUCAGUAUGGUGUCGAGCUGGGCCAUGGGGCGCACUCUAGCUCGGAAGAGACGCUUGCACUCAAAGGUAUUCAUCCUCGACAGUGGGGACUUGCUCGAAAAAUAUGGGAUACAAGCCUGGUUGUGUUUUUGGAAUUCUUCACGACAAUGAUUAGUACCGCAGGAACGCCUGUCGCCGCGCAUCUGCAUCAUGACCUUGGUGUCAGUCCUGUUGUAGCAACUUGCAUAUUUGUGUCAAUAUAUUUAAUUGGCCAAACAAUCGGUGGAGUCGUCUUUCCUCCUUUCUCCGAGUCUUUCGGCCGUAAGAAGCUCUACAUCAUCAGCACCGCCUUCUACAGCUUGUUCUGCAUCCUGAUCGGGAAAGUCCCUACCAUUGCUGGGAUCGUUGUGGGCCGUUUUGGUAGCGGAUUCCUUUCUGCAAUCCCGACCGUUAUUGCGACUGGCAGUAUCGAGGACCUCUGGGAUACAAACGCGCGAGUAUGGUGCAUGUUCUGCUGGGCGUUGUUAGCCAACCUUGGUAUCCUAGCGGGACCUGUCUUUGGAGAAUUGGUAACAGCGAAGGCCACAUGGUAUGUCGUUGACCUCUCCGGGCUUCUGGUGCCCAGGCUGAUCUUUUCGACUAGGGAAUGGGUGUUCUAUGCCGCAGCAAUUGUGACGGCCUGCGUUGCAAUUCUAUUCUUCACCAUCAAAGAGUCGCGACCGUCUGUUGUACUGGGUCAUGCCAAGGCUCUCGAUGAUCUUGAAGGCAAAGGCAGCAAGUGGCAUAUUCCACUGAGCUACGAGAAGUUUGAUAUUGUCCGGCCACUUCGCCUACUAUUCACCGAGCCCAUCGUAUUCUUGGUAGCUUUCAUAAGCGCGAUUGCGUUCGGGCUCAUCUAUCUUUUCACGGAGGUAUUACCGAUGGUCUACCAAGCAUUGGGUUUCACCGACGGCUGGCAGAACGCACCAUUCCUUGCUCUAGUAAUCGGAAUGCUUCUCAGCGUGCUUACCAGGUUCUACGAUCGCCGCGUUCUGGCCAACGCUGACAAGCCAGUCUCGCCAGAGUCGAAGUUUACCGGGUAUCUCAUCGGGGCCCCCGCACUGGCUAUAGGUCUUUGGUGGUUCGCAUGGACGAUCCCUCCGCGCGUCUCAGUCCACUGGAUGAUUCCGACCUUGGCCCUUGUGCCGGUUGGGUAUGCGGUCAACGAGCUUGAUCACGUCUUGGCCGGAUACCUAUCUGACUGCUACGAGACUUACACAGCCAGUAGCUUUGCAGCGUUAGCGCUCACUCGCUCGCUAUUCUGCGCAACCUUUCCGCUCUUUGGACGGAUCUUGUUCGAUGCACUAGAUUUCAACAGAGCAUCAUCUUUAUUCGCCGCGUUGGCCACGGGUCUUUGCAUCGUACCACCGAUGUUGGUACGUCAUGGCGCAUGGUUGAGGGAAAAAAGUAAGUUUGUAAACAAGUGA